Molecule: messenger RNA, 504 nt
Organism: Rotaria socialis
Lineage: Eukaryota; Metazoa; Rotifera; Eurotatoria; Philodinida; Philodinidae
Source: the annotation of a GenBank genome assembly
AUGGGAUCGUACAGUCGUUUCAUCGAUUUAUAUUGUCUUUAUCCAUGGUAUAUUCGGCUGAUUACAUUCAUUGUACACCUUAUUGCCAUUUUGUUCAUCUCAACAUUACAGAAAAUGGUUCGUCGACUGGAUACAUUGCCAAUGGUGAUAAUCUCGGAUGAAGGAUUGAAUAAUAGGAGGAAUUUUUUGAUGAAAUACAGACAAUCAUGGACAAAUUUAUGUAUAUUUAAUGCAAUGAUUUUUGGAUUAUGUAUUUCUGUUUUAAUCGAUACUGCAACAGGAUUUCCAUGGGGAUUGCUAUUGGCAACACUUAUAACAAUCAGUAUUGAAAAAUCAUCUGAUCGAUGUAUUCGAUGGAGAUUCAAGUUAACUCCUAACAUAAAUACGGACAUGGAUGCUAUAACUGUUUUAUAUCCUUCUACUAUCGGAAUUAUCGAACUCUUUUUUGUUGGUAUUUACCUUUUUGGUGUUCAUGUGUAUGUGUACUAUAAGUAUGCUGCUUAA